GAGGAUAGAGGAGGAGAGGGGGACAGAGGAGGAGAGGAUAGAGGAGGAGAGGAUAGAGGAGGAAGAGGAGGAGAGGAUACAGGAGGAGAGGAUAGAGGAAGAGGAGGAGAGCAUAGAGGAGGAAGAGGAUGAGAGGAUAGAGGAGGAGAGGAUAGAGGACGAGAGGAUAGAGGAGGAGAGGAUUGAGGAGGAGAGGAUAGAGGAUGAAGAGGAGGAGAGGGAAGAGGAGGAGAAGAUAGAAGAGGAGGAGGAGAGGAGGCCUCCGUUGAAGAGUGAGAACCAGGUCAAAGCUCCAGACCAGGGGAGCCACCCAGACCUCCACCCCAGCUUUAGGCUCCUCAAAUCGGUUGAAGACUCUCUGUAUCCCCCUCCUCCCUCCACACCCAGACAAAGCAGUCCUGAAGACACCCCUCCCCUCUCCUCCUCCUCCUCUCCUCUGAGGCAGAAUGAUAGUGUUGUAGAGGUGAAGACAGACUGUGUUGUAAUCAGGAUCCAGGACAUGAACUCUCCUGGCUGGUCCUCUCUGUCUCAGGAGAACACCUCACCUCUCACCUGCAGUGUGGGAGGCUUCGAUAUCUGGAGUGAUCAUCAGGGCUGUCAGACAGAAGGAGACCUUCCUCCAGGAUGGAAGAGGAUUACAGACAAGGCUGAUAUCUACUACUGGCAUAUCCCGAGUGGAGCCACACAGUGGGAGAGACCAGCGCCCAGAGACCCUCUCACCAGACAGGAGGGCUCUAGCCUGGGGGACACCACCUCAGCCUCCCCACCUCCAGACCACCAGGACCUGCAGGCGGCCACGGUGAACCCUGACCCCAGCUUGAAGGAGUUUGAGGGAGCUACGCUCAGAUAUGCAUCGCUACGGAUCCCUCUCCCUCUGGAAGAGGAGGAGUCUAACAGUGACCCUGAGGCCAAGUGUUUUGCGGUGCAGUCUCUGGGUUGGGUAGAGAUGGCAGAAGAGGACCUGUCGCCAGGGAAGAGUAGUGUUGCCGUUAACAACUGUAUCCGACAGCUAUCCUACUGCAAGAGCAACAUCAGAGACACGGUCGGCAUCUGGGGAGAGGGUCAGGACAUGUAUCUGGUUCUGGUGAACAACAUGUUGAACCUGGUUGAUCCUACGGACCGUUGUCUUGGCAACGUGCUUCAUUCUCAGCCAAUAGCAAGCAUUCGUGUCUGGGGGGUCGGCCGUGACAAUGUCAGGUGA
Molecule: messenger RNA, 1201 nt
Organism: Oncorhynchus keta (chum salmon)
Lineage: Eukaryota; Metazoa; Chordata; Actinopteri; Salmoniformes; Salmonidae
Product: amyloid beta precursor protein binding family B member 2-like
Exons: 6
Coding region: 500-1201 (233 amino acids)
Biological process (GO): regulation of DNA-templated transcription
Cellular component (GO): nucleus; cytoplasm
Molecular function (GO): transcription factor binding; amyloid-beta binding
Source: RefSeq, a predicted model, not a curated record